Aspergillus costaricaensis CBS 115574 is the source of this 407-nucleotide messenger RNA. RefSeq lists its product as uncharacterized. The record is from RefSeq and is a predicted model, not a curated record. NCBI's taxonomy places the organism in Eukaryota, Fungi, Ascomycota, Eurotiomycetes, Eurotiales, Aspergillaceae. Bases 1 to 312 code for a protein of 103 amino acids. The transcript has 2 exons.
AUGCAAGUAGCUGAGAUCCUCUCCGAUCUGACAUCCCUACGCGUCUGUGACCACCAUGACGCCCUCGCUCUCGUUACCGUUAAUGAGCGAAUACCCCAAACCACAGACCAACUAAACCCCAAAGCAACAAACACAACCCCAUCAGGCUCUGGAAUAGAUUCAGGCAGCUACGGAAACGAGGAUCUCCGUCGCGCAAAAGAACUCGUCGACUUGCACUAUGAGUUCAAAGCCCGUCAUGCGCUAGGCACGGUUGAUGAGGAGCUCUCGCGUGCCAGGGAAGAAGUAGCCCGAGUUUUAAGCGAACUUAGCUAGUUAGGGAAAGUACUACUACCUUGGUUCUGGGCUGUUUGCGAAUUCUUUACUUUUUCUCUUAUGCAUAUGGAUGUUUUAUUCGGGCUGGCGUUAUC